Molecule: messenger RNA, 1485 nt
Organism: Blepharisma stoltei
Lineage: Eukaryota; Ciliophora; Heterotrichea; Heterotrichida; Blepharismidae
Source: the annotation of a GenBank genome assembly
AUGCACAAACUAAUCAAAUUAUCCAGAAAAUUUGCAUCGCUUUAUACACCUGCUGAUAAACUCAACCACAAAUCACUUUCUGCAGCAGAUUUAUCUUAUUUUGAGUCAAUUCUCCCUAAGUCUGGAAUAAUCCAAGCAGAUCUAAGCUCUCAUAAUACUGAUUAUAUAGGGAUUUUUAAGGGAGAAAGCACGCUUAUGCUAAAACCAACAAAUGUAGAGCAAGUGCAAGCGAUUAUUAAAUACUGCAAACAAGAAAGGCUUCCUAUUUGCCCUCAGGGUGGAAAUACUGGACUUGUAGGGGGAAGUGUGCCUGUAUUUGACGAAAUUAUUUUAAAUACUUCACAAAUGAAUAACAUAUUCGAUUUUGACGAAAACCAAGGAAUCGUUGCUUGCCAAAGUGGCACUAUUUUGGAUGCCUUAUCAAAUUAUGCAGAAGAAAGAGGAUUUGUGGUACCUUUAGAUUUGGGCGCUAAAGGAUCCUGCUUUAUUGGCGGAAAUAUUUCAACAAAUGCUGGAGGGAAUAGGUUUAUCAGAUACAAGUCUUUACAUGAGACUACUAUUGGGUUAGAAGUAGUGACAGGAAAUGGUGACAUUUUAAACACAAUGGACUAUCCAAGCAGAAAAAAGGCUGCGAUUGAUUUCCAUCAUUUAUUUAUAGGCUCAGAAGGCACUUUAGGUGUCAUAACUGCAGCUAAAAUCCAGCUUUCCCCCAAGCCUACGUCUCAAAAUGUAGCAUUUUUGGCUUGCAAUAAUUUUGAUGAUAUUUUGAAAAUUCUUGGCUUAGCCAGAAAAUUUUUAGGAGAAAUUUUGUCUGCUUUUGAAAUGAUGGACAAGCAGUCUUACAAUUUGGUUUCAGCAUAUAUCCCAAGAUUUAAAAAGCCUUUUGAGAAAUCUUAUGGCUUUUAUGUGCUUGUUGAAACUUUAGGAAUAAAUCAGACUCAUGAUAAAGAAAAAAUGGAAAUCUUCAUUGAAAAUUGCAUGAAAAUGUGUGCGUUGGAUGGGAUAGUUUGUAGAGAUUUAAAACAAAUGCUGGAUCUAUGGAAUAUUAGAGAAAACUGUGGGCCUGCUGCAGCAAGGGCUGGAUAUGUAAAGAUUAUAUAGUGUUUUAAGUUUGAUAUCAGCACUCCUCAUGCCUUAUAUUAUAAAACUGUUGAAGAUGUUAGAGAAAUUGUAGGGGAUGAUGGAAUAACUAUCGGCUUUGGACAUAUUGCAGAUUGCAAUUUGCAUAUAAAUAUAGCAGUUCCUAAAGAAAUAGCAAAAAAUGUCGGAGAGCGCGUCAAUAAUUUUUUAUUUGAAUAUUUACAGAAAAUAUCUGGAAGCGUCAGCGCAGAGCAUGGUAUUGGGCUUCAAAAAAAGGACAAAUUAAAGUAUGCAAGGACUUCUGAAGAAAUUGAAAUAAUGGUAAAUAAUAUUUAGAGAAGAAUAAAGAAAGCCUAUGAUCCAGCUGGAAUAUUGAACCCUUAUAAAGUCUUAACUAUUAAAUAA